Mesitornis unicolor (brown roatelo) is the source of this 693-nucleotide messenger RNA. RefSeq names its product M-protein, striated muscle-like. The transcript has 6 exons. NCBI's taxonomy places the organism in Eukaryota, Metazoa, Chordata, Aves, Mesitornithiformes, Mesitornithidae. The annotation marks the transcript as partial. The record is from RefSeq and is a predicted model, not a curated record.
GGGAAAGACUGGUCGUCUUCUCUGCUUUGCAGUUUUUCUGUAUCUCUCGGAAUUACUGAUUGUAACAAACUGAAGCAUGUCGUCAGUAGCGGUGCCGUUUUACCAGAGGAGGCACAAGCACUUUGAUCAGUCCUACCGCAACAUUCAGACAAGAUAUGUACUUGAGGAAUAUGCAGCAAGAAAGGCUGCUUCCAGACAGGCUGCUUAUUAUGAAUCAUCUGGCUUGGGAAAAACGACGUGCCGACUCUGUGCCAGAAGAGCACGCACCUUGGCUCAUGAAGCAAUACAAGAAUCCAGGAAAAGGACUCAUGAACAAAAGUCUCAUGCAAGUGAAGAGAAAAGGAUCCGGUUUGCCAGUGAGUUAUCUGCUUUGGAAAAAGAGAUUCACACAGCCAGGCACCGUGCUAGAGAACAUCUGGAUAGACUUGCUAUACAAAGGAUGGUAGAAGAAAAUAUGGCUCUGGAAAGACAUGCUGUUGAGGAAACUAUAAGUCAAGCUCCUGAAAUUCUAGUGCGCCUGAGGUCUCACACUGUCUGGGAAAAGAUGUCUGUGAGCCUUUGCUUCACUGUACAAGGAUUUCCCACUCCUGUUGUACAAUGGUACAAAAAUGAGGAAUUGAUUACCCCUGCAAGUGAUCCAGUAAAGUACAGAAUUGAAAACAAAUAUGGAGUACAUGUGUUGCAUAUAAACAG